UCGGACAUAUGUUCCUUUUUCGACUAGAAACGACAAAGUCCAUAAGAUAUUGCACAAAUCAAAGUUAUCAAUCAGAGAUCCGGAAGCUGUUUAGUUGAAACGGCCGCAAACGGCGAAAGCGUGAUUCAAUCUCGCGCCGAUUGAUAAAAUAUCAAGGUUCCUACCAAAGUUCCCAGGGCCCUACCCGCUUUACAACCCCUUUUUCCUUCAUCCUAGACCUCCGGCCAUAGAAAUGCUCAUCCAAACACUUAUCCCCUGGGCCUUGCUGACCAGCACAGCUUUGUCCCAAUCUGCCCGGCAACUUUUCAACUUCUCCACAUCUGUCACUAUUGAAAACAGUGCCCUCCGCCCCAAUGGCCACCUCCUCCUGACCACCUUUGACCAAGGGCGACUCUACACGCUUGACCCCUCCUCCUCCAACCCUCAAGCUGAGCUGGUCGCUUCAUUCCCCGGUGCGACCGCUAUCUCGGGCAUUGCGUCCAUCGGAACCGAUAAAUUCGCUGUCGUGGGUGGUGUACGCGGAAACUACCAGUACGAUAAUGAAACCCUAUACUCGAUCGAUCUCGCGGACUCGUCCAAGCCCAUAAACGUCGUGGCUCAUCUUCCCGAAGCCGUCAUAUUGAACGGCAUGGCUGCGUUACCGACUGCACCGCACGUGGUUCUCAUCUCCGACUCCCGCGUCGGCGGUAUCUUCCGCGUGGAUACAGACACAGGGGCCGUGGAUAUCGCCUGGAAAGACGAGUUGCUCACUGCGCCCAGUGAUGCGGCCAUGCCGAUCGGGGUGAAUGGUCUCAAAGUCCGUGAUGGGUACGUGUACUUCACCAACACGGCACAGGGGCUGUUUGGUCGUGCGGCGAUCGACGAUCGCGGGGAUAAGAUUGGAGACGUGGAGGUCGUUACGAGAAUAGAGACGGAUGGGGAUGAUCGGUGGGAUGAUUUCGCUUUUGAUAAGAGUGGGGUUGCGUAUGUUGCGCAGCCGGAUAGUGCUCUUGCUCGAAUUGAUGUCGAUGGUGAGCAGACGGUGAUUGUCGGUGGAGGUAAUAGCUCGGUGCUGGUUGGACCGACCUCGGUGACACUGUCGAAGGAUGAGAAGACGGCCUAUGUCACGGCGAGGGGUGGUAGUGUUGGGGAUGUCGAGUAUAGUGGUCAUGUCGUGGAGGUUAGCCUCUCGCUUUGAGCGUCGUUGCGCUGAGAUGUAUGAACCAGAUUGGGUUGAUAGUAGUUAUUUUCGAUGUUGCUUUUGACUCGCAUAUGCAAAUAUGCAAAAGCUGUGUUGGGCCUGGCCGAAUGACUCAUUCCUUUACCUUGUGGCCAUUCGUAG
Aspergillus steynii IBT 23096 is the source of this 1321-nucleotide messenger RNA. RefSeq names its product NHL repeat-containing protein. NCBI's taxonomy places the organism in Eukaryota, Fungi, Ascomycota, Eurotiomycetes, Eurotiales, Aspergillaceae. The record is from RefSeq and is a predicted model, not a curated record. The transcript has a single exon. The coding region runs from base 233 to 1177 and encodes 314 amino acids.